UUUGUUCUUGCCUAAGCAUCAAGUUUUAUUUUUGCAGUAAAGAUUUCGGUAUUUUAUUGAGCAUAAUGAACUAAGUUUACAUUAGAAUUAGAAAGACAAUUACACAUAAACAGGUUUUGGUGGAAUAUAUCCAGACGAUUAUAUAAUUACCGCAUUUUUAAGACCGUAAUCGAAGAUAAACGGGACUGGAUUUUUGCUUACGAUCAGCAUCUUUAUCAUUUAGUUUUCACACCUCGCACGCAGAAUUUUAGAUUCUGCAUCGAAAAAGCUUGUUCUACCCUGCAAUAGACCGAAUUUAAUUAUUGUACAAUAAUUAUCAAAACUCUGACGUCGCACUCCUAUCUUUGCGAACGUUGCCGGAAGAUAGUUUGCUGUCUUUAAUUACUCUUUGCGUUGAUAAGAUGAAACUCAUUUCACGAGAUGGGAGAGUCUUCAAAGUGGAUGCGAAGCUGGCGGAAAUCAGUAGUACGAUUAAGAGUCUGAUGUCUAAUAAUCAGCAUAACGCUGGCGAUCACGCUGACGAGGCUGGAAUCCCCAUAUCGCAGGUGGAAGGACCCAUUCUGGAAAAGGUCAUUGUGUGGGCCGAAUACCACAAAGACGAAUCGCCUACAACUUGGAAUUUUGAGAACGAAGAAGCGGAAGAAUUAUUCCGGUUAAAGUAUGAAGUCGCUCCGUGGGAUAAAGAAUACAUUAAAGUCGACCAAGGCACAAUCUUUGAGAUAAUGCUGGCAGCGCAUUAUUUGGACAUAAAGGGUUUAAUCAUGCUCUGCUGCAAAACCAUUGCUGAGAUGCUAAAAGGCAAAGGAGUGGAGGAAAUUCGUCGGCAGUUCAAUAUCAAGAACGAUUUUGAUCCAGAGGAAGAAGAAGCUUUGAGGAAAGAAACAGAUUGGACAGAAUGGUCGGAAUGGAACUAACAUGUGUGAUGUAGCAGUGUGCCAUACUUCUAUGUACUUGCUUAAAGAAUGUGUUAUUGCAACUGUACGUGGGUUCUAGCUUCGUAAUCGUUCUUGUUCUUAAUACAGUGCAGAUGCCCGCUAUUUUAUGUUGUAUGAAGUGCAAAGGUCUGUUCUUUGGAAUUAAGUAAAUCUCCUUGGAAUUCGAAGCAGAGAACUGAAAUGACCGUAAUUAUAAU
Messenger RNA from Paramacrobiotus metropolitanus, 1132 nucleotides. Its product is annotated as S-phase kinase-associated protein 1-like. Gene Ontology annotation, molecular function: cullin family protein binding. Gene Ontology annotation, cellular component: nucleus; cytoplasm. Lineage: Eukaryota; Metazoa; Tardigrada; Eutardigrada; Parachela; Macrobiotidae. The transcript is spliced from 2 exons. Bases 402 to 914 code for a protein of 170 amino acids. The record is from RefSeq and is a predicted model, not a curated record. Gene Ontology annotation, biological process: SCF-dependent proteasomal ubiquitin-dependent protein catabolic process.